AUGCAAAUGAGCUAAGGUGAAUUUUGGCCAAAAUAAGAAGAGAUUAUACAGGGAGAUUAGGAUGGUUUAUAGAAGAGAAAGAACAAAAAAAGGGUAAUUACAAAUCCCAGUUAAUAAACAGGACAUUGGAGUGAAUAAGAACAUCAAACUUAUAUUGAUUUUUUGAAUAUGCAUAGAUCUGUGAUGGAAUCACAAGAUCAAAAAAAGACAAGUAAAAUAUUUAAGCUGAUGAGUGAAACAAUUGGUAGUAGAAGUCCAUCACAAUGCAGAUCUCACCAUUAGAAAUUUAAUCCUUUUGUUCACCAAAUUAAAAAGAGGUAAAAAGGGGCUGGGAGAAGAAAAAAGGAAAAUUAAAAUACAGAUAAAAUGAAUAAGAAUGAUGAAAAUGCAUUCUUGUAAUCUUUAUAAAUACAGCAUUAAUUAUUUCAGCAAUAACCUUUGGAAUAUCAAAUGUUCUAGUUUCCUUAUUUUCCAUGUGUUCCUGUAUUCGAUAAUUAAUUAAAAGAAGAUGAAAAAUUAAAUGAGCAAUAGUUGUAUUUUUAAUAAUGUAUGCUCUUCCAAUAACAAUUACCACAAUAAUUGGAUGACAAGAACCUUUGUUGUUUUAAUUUUAAUUUUAUGCCUCAAUAGUAAAUGUAGUUAAAUUUUAAUUACUUUCAAUAAUAAUAAAUGUUCAACAAUGAUUUUCAAGCAUUAAAUUCAGGGGAUAUCAACAACAAAGAAAACCAAUUCGAUGAAUAAUGA
Paramecium tetraurelia is the source of this 744-nucleotide messenger RNA. RefSeq lists its product as uncharacterized. The record is from RefSeq and is a predicted model, not a curated record. Lineage: Eukaryota; Ciliophora; Oligohymenophorea; Peniculida; Parameciidae. The transcript is spliced from 3 exons.